Coccinella septempunctata (seven-spotted ladybird) is the source of this 2810-nucleotide messenger RNA. Its product is annotated as glutamate receptor ionotropic, kainate 2-like. Gene Ontology annotation, biological process: monoatomic ion transport; synaptic transmission, glutamatergic; modulation of chemical synaptic transmission. Gene Ontology annotation, molecular function: transmitter-gated monoatomic ion channel activity involved in regulation of postsynaptic membrane potential; glutamate-gated receptor activity. Bases 45 to 2681 code for a protein of 878 amino acids. The record is from RefSeq and is a predicted model, not a curated record. Gene Ontology annotation, cellular component: postsynaptic membrane; plasma membrane. NCBI's taxonomy places the organism in Eukaryota, Metazoa, Arthropoda, Insecta, Coleoptera, Coccinellidae. The transcript has 13 exons.
UUGUUAUUAAAUCCGAAUGGUCCUACGUAAUACACGAAGCUACAAUGAAAUACGUCAUUGUUAUUGUCUUAAUUUGCAUAGAAAAAUAUUUCUGUUCCGAAAUUGUGAUAGGAGCUCUAUUCGACAAGCAUAAAACUAUUGAAGAUAUUUAUUCUACUAAUGCUCUCAAAUACGCCGUUGAAAGGGUCAAUAAUGGAACUAUCGAUAAAUCCACUAAGAUAUCUUAUAAAAUUGAGAAUAUCGAUGAGAAUAAUCCGUUUCAAGCUUUGAAAAAAACCUGCGAGUUAUUGAGUCAAGGUGUUGUUGCAAUUUUAGGCCCAAGAAAUGGUAAAAAUUUCGAGGCAGUUCAGUCGGUAUGCGAUGCCAAAGAAAUUCCUGUCAUACAAACAACUUGGAACGCCAAACCGUUGAGGGAUUCCACCGUUAUAAACAUUUUUCCCCAUCCAACUAUCUUGUCGCAAGCUUAUUUGGAUUUCCUAAGAGUUUGGAAUUGGAAAAGGUUUACUAUAUUGUACGACAAUGACGAGAGCCUAAUUAGACUGAACGAAGUCCUGAAAUUAACUCUGGAUCGUUCCUAUGUGAUUAUUGUUAGGAAAUUGGAUCAAUAUAAUACUGGCAUAUACAGAAACAUUCUGAGAGAAAUGGCUGACAAUGAAAUGACGAAUUUCUUCAUCGACUGCCGUCUGGAUUACCUUCAAGAGCUGCUUCAGCAAUGUCAGCAAAUGGGGCUGAUGAACAAACGAUAUCAUUAUUUCAUAAAUAAUAUAGAUACGCAUAUACUAGAGCUAGUUUACCUAAAGUACAGUCAGACGAAUAUAACAACGUUCCGUCUGGUGAACAAUGACCAAGAGGCUAAAGAUGAAUUAUGUGUAACUUACUACGUAGAUGAUGUCUACUCGGAGUGUUUUCUGCGUACAAGUUAUUUUCUAAUUAUGGAUGCAGUGACGAUGAUAAAUAACACCCUUGCUGAAAUGAAAGACGUACCAAAUUUUGCCACGAAAAGUUUAUCUUGUGAUGACAUGGACAAUUGGGAAUAUGGUCUCACUUUAAUCAAUCUGAUGAAAACGAAACCCUUUGAAGGGAUAACCGGUUUGAACGUUUUCGAUAAUGAGGGUUACAGGAGUGACUUCGUAUUGGAAGUUGCUGAGUUACAAGAGACCGGCAUGACAACUGUGGGAACAUGGACUGCAAGUGGGGGCUUUAAUUUGGCCAGAAUGGGACCAAACCAUUCAAAUGCUGAUGACAACGAAUCCUUGGCGAAUAAGAAUUUCACCGUACAGUUAACUUUGACGAAACCAUUCGGUUUUCAUACAGAGUCUCCAAAUACGCUUUUCGGAAAUGACAGGUUCGAGGGUUUUGCUGUUGACCUAAUCAAAGCUUUGGCUGAAAUGGAGCAUUUUAAUUAUACAUUUGUUCUUCGAGAAGACAACGACAAUGGGUCGAAAGAUCCUAUAUCAGGACAAUGGUCUGGGAUGAUUGGAGAGCUUAUAAAUAAAACCACUGAUCUGGCUAUAACAGAUUUAACAAUCAAUUCACAGAGAGCAGAAGCUGUUGAUUUCACCACGCCGUUCAUGAAUUUAGGUAUUGCCAUUCUGUUUCAAAAGCCUAAAGAAGCUGAACCGAAUUUUUUCUCUUUCGCUGAUCCGUUCUCAUAUGACACGUGGGUGGGACUGUUCCUAUGUUUCCUGUUAGUAUCAUUCUCCAUGUUUCUUCUUGGCAGAAUUUGCCCUAGUGAGUGGACCAAUCCUUAUCCUUGUAUUCAAGAGCCUGAGUACUUGGUCAACCAAUUCACCUUGCCAAAUUCUUUCUGGUUUUCCAUGGGAUGUUUGAUGCAACAAGGAAGUGAAAUAGCACCAAUAGCCACAGCCACGAGGAUGGUAGGUACGAUGUGGAUGUUUUUAAUUCUAAUUUUAAUUGCCUCCUAUACCGCAAAUUUGGCUGCUUCUUUGGCAAAAGAAAACCCAGAAAAUAUGUUUACCGAUGUGACGUCACUCGUUGAGAAUGCUGAGAUCAAGAAAAUCAGAUAUGGUGCCAAAAAGAAGGGAGCUACUUACAAUUUUUUCAAAAACUCGAAAAAUCCCAUUUAUCAGAAGAUUUUCGAACAUAUGAGGACUCAUGAUGAUGACAUGGUGAAAGAGAACGCCGACGGUGUGAAGUUGGCUAUGGAAACUCAAUACGCCUUCUUCAUGGAGAACACAGCUAUAGACUAUGAAAUUCAAAGACACUGUAACUUGGCAAUGUACGGAGAUUUACUGGACAAUAAAGGAUAUGGAAUAGCCAUGAGAAAGCACUCUCCGUAUAGAAGCAAGUUGAGUUCGGCUAUUUUGAAGCUACAGUCUACUGGAGUGAUGGAUAACUUGAAGAGGAAGUGGUGGCAGGAAAAAAGAGGAGGUGGCCAGUGUGUUGACCAAGACUCUUCAGAGGCUACUCCAUUGGGUAUGAAGAACGUUGAGGGGGUUUUCAUAGUCACCAUUGAAGGCUUAAUGAUAGGCCUUCUGAUCGUGCUAAUAGAGAAAAUUAUCAGCAUAAUAUCAAUAAGUAGAAGAAGUAAAAUUUCCAUAUGGCGAACAUUUAAGCACGAAAUGAAAUGUUAUGUCGACUUUGAAAACAGUUCCAAGCCUGUAUUGAGGGGCGAAGAGGAAGACCCAACUGGAGAAGGUUAUGAAGAGAUGUCCAAAUGAAAUAUGUAUAGAAGAGGAUUUCUUUAUGAGUUGAAUUUGCUUACCGAAUUGAAAAAAUUGUUGUUAUUGAUUCAAAAACAGAUUUUUAUUGUCGUAUGAAAUUGAUAUGAAUAAAUGUUUAUAACUGAA